CCAGCCAGGUACAGGAAUUUUCCUCUGCUUUGCCUGCUCCGUACUGCGAGCAGUGGUGCAGCUGGGACAGGGCUGUAGGAUGAGGUCGGGCUGGUUCUGACCUCCUGGGAAUACCUGCCUGGCUCCAGUCCCUCCCUCCCCUUGCAUGCUGGUGAUGAUUUUAUAAUCAAGGCAUAAGGAGAGGGGUGUGGUAAUUGCCCUGCGUAGGUGUCUGUUCUCACUACUUCUCCCAACCGAUCCAAGAUUCCUCAGUCUGGGAGAAGCACGGGGAGGAACCGGCCACUGAGGACUAACCUGGGGACAGCAUGGAGAGCAGAUGGAGUGGCUGGGUGCUGGUCCUGGCCGUCUGCGUGGGGUCCUAUCAAGCCGGGGCCAGCCCCCUCCCCGAGUGCGGCGAGCGGCCGGAGGAGUGGUGCCGUGAUGUGGGGACGGCGGCCAAGUGCGGGGUGCUGGAGCUGUGCCGGCUCGCCGUCUGGGACCGAGACCUGGGGAAAGGGAUCCCGUGUCACCUGUGCCAGGUGGUGGUCUCCACGGUGGGGAAGAUCCUGCAGGACAACUGCACCGAGGAAAAGCUGAGGGUCUUCUUGGAUAAGAAAUGCCAGUACCUGCCCUUCCAGGACUGGUCGGUCAAGUGCAAGAAGAUGGUGGACACCGGCAUCCUCAUCCUGGUCCAGCUGGGCAAGCAAGUGCUGUCGGACCCGAAGGUGGUGUGCGGCACCAUCAAGCUGUGCCAGCCCUGGGGGAGCCCCAAGGGGGCCCUGAAGUUUCAGGAGCCGCCGCCAGCCCCCGCGCAGGACUUUGCCCAGCUCACCAUACCCGUCAUCGCCGGCGUCCCGCUCCUGCUGCAGCCCCAGGACACUCCUCGUGCCCAGGAGCCCGGGGACCUGUGUGGGGACUGCGCCCGGCUGGUGGCGGCCGUGCAGGUGGAGCUGGGUGUCUUCGCCCGCUCCGUGGCGUCCCGCGCCGAGAAGGAGUGCGAGGGCUUGGCACCCGUCCUGGCACAGCGGUGCAAGCGCUACCUGGCCGAGUACGCAGACACGGCUGCCUGGCUGCUCCGGCACCUGCAGGCUGAGGACCCGCGGGAGCUCUGCAGCCUGCUGGGGCUCUGCCCCUCCUUGUCGUCGUCCUUGUCACUGCCAUCAUCGGGAUCCAUGCAUGCACUGCUCUCCGAGAAGGUGGCCCAGCUCCUGAGCACGCUGGUCCCCGACGGGGAGGCCACGCCGGUGUGCGAGAUGUGCGAGUUCGCCGUCAGGGCGGCCGAGAGUCUCCUGGAGAACAACAUGACGGAGGAGCAGCUGGUGAACGACAUCGAGAAGGUGUGCUACAUGCUGCCCCACGGCGUCAUCGGGCAGUGCAAGGACUUUGUCGACUCCUACGGCAAGGCGGUGGUCAUCAUGCUGCUGGAGGCCACCGACCCGCGGGCCGUCUGCACCAUGCUGCGCCUCUGCCCGCGCCGGGGGGCUGCCCGCGGGGUGGCCGCCGCGCUCGGGCCGGCCACGGGGUCCUUCUGCAACGUCUGCCAGAUCCUCAUCACCUACUUCGAUAACGAGCUGCUGAAGAACGAGACGCUGGCGGAGCUGGGCGACGUGUUGGAGAAGGGCUGCGAGCUGCUGCCCGCGCCGCUCACCGGCAAGUGCGAGGCGCUGGUGGUGCAGUACGAGCCAGCGGCCGUGCGGCUCCUGGUGCAGAUGAUGGACCCGGACUUCGUCUGCACCAAAAUCAGAGCUUGCGACUCGCCCCUGGGCUCGGAGCCCUGCGCCUGGGGACCGGGAUACUGGUGUACCAGCAUGGCCACUGCCAUCGAGUGCGAUGCCGUCGAGCACUGCAGGCGUCAUGUAUGGGACUAGGAGCCACCUCUCCGGCUGGGCUCGCUGCGGUUUGGGUUCGGCACCCAAAUUAUCCUGGAUCCCCCCCUUGGGAUGCGCCCGCAGCCGCAGGGAGUGGGGCGUCUCCGGGGUGCCCCAGCCCCCUCUGCCUUCUCCUUUUCCACCCCCGGGGCUUGGAUUUUCAAAUCAGGUUAAGGGAUUUCGUCUUGGUUUUAGGACUGGGAAUUCAGCGGGGAGGUCUCUUAGGCUCAUUUCAAAAUCCCUGCACCCCACCGUCCCCUCUCUCCUGCUACCCGUGGGGUUAAUACUGGGGUUAGCCCCAUCUGCAUCCCACCCAGAACCGACGCCGAAGC
This is a messenger RNA of Oxyura jamaicensis (ruddy duck), 2179 nucleotides long. RefSeq names its product prosaposin-like. The coding region runs from base 306 to 1847 and encodes 513 amino acids. Gene Ontology annotation, biological process: sphingolipid metabolic process. The record is from RefSeq and is a predicted model, not a curated record. Gene Ontology annotation, cellular component: lysosome. The transcript is spliced from 14 exons. Lineage: Eukaryota; Metazoa; Chordata; Aves; Anseriformes; Anatidae.